Messenger RNA from Monodelphis domestica (gray short-tailed opossum), 1390 nucleotides. RefSeq names its product catenin beta interacting protein 1 (gene CTNNBIP1). Gene Ontology annotation, biological process: negative regulation of Wnt signaling pathway. Gene Ontology annotation, molecular function: beta-catenin binding. Gene Ontology annotation, cellular component: cytosol; beta-catenin destruction complex; nucleus. Lineage: Eukaryota; Metazoa; Chordata; Mammalia; Didelphimorphia; Didelphidae. The record is from RefSeq and is a predicted model, not a curated record.
CGCCGGCGGACGUUGCUGCAGCAGCCGCCGCCUCCGCCGCCGCCACCCGCGCCGCGGCCUGUGCUGGGCUGAGGCUGCCCUUGGUCCGGUCCCACCCCCGGCGGCCUGGCGCCUCCCUCGCGCCCUCCCCGCCGCGGUGACUCACGGAGCGGGAGGCGGAGGCUGCGCUGAGGCGGAGGCGGCCCGGCUGCUGCUAUUGCUGCUGCUGCUGCUGCUCCCGCUGCCGCUGCCGCUGCCGCUGCUCUCGCUGCUGCCACCGCCGCCUCCGAGCGGAGCCGAUCCGAGAGCGCGCCCCGGAGCAGGCCGGGCCCGCAGCCCCGCGCUCCGGUCCCGGGGCCGGCCCAGGAUUCUCUCAUCACUGCCAAGUCCUCUUCCUCCUGGUGGGUCAGUUUUCUCUCUGCCAAUUGAGGACAGAAGGCACACGGAAGCAGGGCAGCAUCUCCUUUUCUCCCAGCCUGUGAUUCUUCUGGACUCUGUUAAAUAUCCAUCUGGUUGACGCUGAUUUCUAAAAGCAGGAAUCUCUGGAGUUGGACUGAGGGGAAUGAACCGUGAGGGAGCUCCCGGGAAGAGUCCGGAGGAGAUGUACAUUCAGCAGAAAGUUCGGGUCUUGCUCAUGCUGAGGAAGAUGGGAUCAAAUCUGACAGCCAGUGAGGAAGAGUUCCUGCGGACAUAUGCAGGGGUAGUGAGCAGCCAGCUGAGUCAGCUCCCGUCACACUCCAUUGACCAGGGUGCAGAGGACGUGGUCAUGGCAUUUUCCAGGUCGGAGACAGAGGACAGGAGGCAAUAGCCACAAAGAAUCCUGGAAUCCCCUGGAAGCUAAGAAGGGCCAUGAGAGCUCUGCCAGUGAGAAGCUGGCUGAUUGCACCAGGUUCCCUGUCCUUCCCCCUCCUUCCCACUCUUUAAGCCCCCAAACCCCUCUUACCCUGCCCUGGAAAGCACCUUCCAGCCCCACUACUCAGCUGGCUGUGUUAUCAUGGGAAAGACCAGUGGUGCACAUGGGAUUGGCUCAAAGGGAUGGACUCUGCAAUUGGCUACAGGGAGAAAUCUUUUUAUUUUUUAAAUCCUGACCAAUGGAAACCUUUUCUUUUUAUUUCUGCCUUUUUCACCACCUCAUCCUUUCUCUUGCUAUCUGGGCACAGAACUUCCCAGGAAGCUCUCCUAUGCCUUGGUGCUUUAUUUAGGUCAUUUUUAGGAAUGUGAAAAGGUUUUGAUUGGCUGCCUAAAACUGGAAACAACUCUUGAUUGGCUGGUGAAAGGAAAACUCUUCUCUCUUUGAUUGGUUUCAGGUAUUCUGCUGAGCUCAACAACUUGAUUCUGAGUACAGAGAACAGGGUUUGGGGCAUUGGCUGUUACAUUUGACUUGAAAAAAAAAACAAACAAAAAAAACCAA